AUGCAAUCUAAGCAACUAGUUUGGACAAAAGUCAACAAUAAUCAGCUAGCUAGUUGUCUAGUCGCGCAAUUCCUGGCCCACGAACAAAUCCCAGCAUCAUCCCACCCCCCAAUCAACACCGACUGCAUCGUGAUAUGCGUUUCGGCAGUGCUUUAUCCCGCAACGACCGUUUUCAAACACCUAGAGCGCAAUCCCCAACUAACUAAAACACUGGUGCUAUGCGGUGGAAUCGGCCAUUCCACGCCUUAUCUCUACGAGGCCGUAUCCAAGCACCCAGACUACGCACACCUCAUCCCAGAAAUCACAGGCAAGCCAGAAUCUCACGUCCUGCAUACUAUCUUCACCCGGUGCUUUGAUGCCACCUUCAUCCAGAAAUCCGGCUGCACGGUUCUACUAGAAGAUAAGUCCACGAAUUGCGGCCAGAAUGCCACAGAAACACGGGCAUUAUUAGCAAGGAAUGGUAUUCCGGAACCUAAAUCUAUGAUUGUUGUUCAGGAUCCUACCAUGGCUCGGCGGACGGUUGCCUCAUUUGAAAAGGCGUAUGCGCCGAGGCCCCCAAACUUGCUCAGCUGGCCGAUUAUAGUGCCCCGAGUUAAGAUGGAGGGGGGUGAGUUGGUGUAUGAUUAUGAUGAUGUUGAUGAGAGUAUGCCAGGGGUGACCGGGGGUUUGUGGAGUAUGUCACGCUUCUUGGGUCUGGUUCUGGGUGAGAUCCCACGGUUGAGGGAUGAUGAGCAUGGGUAUGGGCCCAUGGGUAAGGGGUUUAUUGGUCAUGUUGAUAUUCCUGAGGAGGUUGAGUGCGCGUUUUCUAGAGUCCAAGGGGGGUUAGGAGAGAAUUUGGUGAAGAGAUAG
Messenger RNA from Aspergillus niger, 849 nucleotides. RefSeq lists its product as uncharacterized. The coding region runs from base 1 to 849 and encodes 282 amino acids. NCBI's taxonomy places the organism in Eukaryota, Fungi, Ascomycota, Eurotiomycetes, Eurotiales, Aspergillaceae. The transcript has 2 exons. The record is from RefSeq and is a predicted model, not a curated record. Gene Ontology annotation, cellular component: plasma membrane.